AAAGUGAUGACUUGGAGAGAGGCGAGAAGGAAGAGAACAAGAUGGGAUUGAUGAUGGAAAACACAUUUUAGUAUAAAAAUUAAAAAAAAAAUCCAGACCUUUCAAAAACCUGGAAACCCCACCAGAUGGAACUUACAGAUUUGCAAAACAAUAAGCAAGCCAACAACAAUUCCGAAGAAUCGCACCGCCAUCAGCACCACCAGCAGCAGGAAGAGCAGCUUCAACAUCAAAAACAGUCUUCUUCUUCUUCUUCUCACUUUGUGGUUCCUUUUGAUGACACCAGAUCUCCGGGUCCUCCUUCAGUUAACCCUUUUAAUAUGGGCUCCAUUUCUCAACAUCAUCACCUUCUUCUUCGUCCAACUACUACAACCACCGCCGCCGCCGCAGCAACGCCGCCUCUCCCGUCUUCUUCUUCAUCAUCUUCGACCACUGCAACGAACCCAUCACCUCAGCUCGUUGACGCCUCUCUUGCUAUCGCUACCAGAUCUAGUUCUCUCAACAUAGAUUCCAAGAACCAAACGAACUCUUCGCUUUCAUCUACAACGACGGCGACGGCAGCAGCCGCUAACCCACCAGCGAAGCGCUCCACCAAGGACCGACACACCAAAGUCGAUGGUCGAGGCCGCCGUAUCAGAAUGCCAGCUACUUGUGCAGCUAGGGUUUUUCAAUUGACUAGAGAAUUAGGUCAUAAAUCCGAUGGGGAAACAAUUGAGUGGCUUUUACAACAAGCUGAACCGGCGAUAAUAGCAGCCACCGGAACUGGUACCAUACCGGCCAAUUUUUCAACUCUUAAUAUUUCUUUAAGAAGCAGCGGUUCAACGCUUUCAGCUCCACCUUCAAAAUCCGUUCCUCACUCCUUCCAUGGCGCUUUAGCUUUGGCUUCUCAUCAUCACCACCCAUAUGACGAAGGGUUCGCUCAUAGCGCUUUGUUGGGAUUUCAUCGGCAGCAGCAACAACAGCAGCAUUUUUUAACGGAUGAUCAAAUAGCCGAAACUUUACCCGGCGGCGGAGAUGGUGGGAGUUUAAGUGAGAAUUAUAUGAGGAAACGUUUCAGAGAGGAUUUGUUUAAGGAUGAUAACCACCAACAAGGCGAAAGUGGUAGUGGUGGCGGAGAUGAUUGUCCUAAUAAGGCUUUCAAAACCGGUUUAAGCCAAUUAUCGAAACCGCAACAACAACAACAACAACAACAAGAUGUCGGAUCUUCAGGUCUACUUCGACCAUCGAAUAUACUGCCUGCUACUGCUAUGUGGGCAGUAGCACCAGCACCGAGCAGCGGAGCUGGAAGUACAUUUUGGAUGUUACCGAUGACCACUGCUGGCGCUGGUGGCCCAUCGAUGACUUCGAGUACAUCUGGGGCUGACCAGGGUCAACCCCAGAUGUGGCCAUUUGGAACAGCAAGCGGAAACACAAUGCAAGCGCCAUUACAUUUCCUACCAAGAUUUAAUCUUCCAGGUAACCCUGAAUUCCAAGGUGGUAGAGCCGGUCCUCUGCAAUUAGGUUCAAUGUUAAUGCAGCAGCAGCAACCUCCUCCUCCUCAUCACCUCGGUUUAGGUACGUCCGACACUAAUUUAGGCAUGUUGGCCGCUCUUAAUGCCUAUUCUAGAGGCGGUCCGAACAUUAACUCGGACCAAAAUAAUCCACUCGAACAUCAUCAUCAUCAACAACACCAACCUGAAGGUACAGAUAGUGGAGAUGAUGAAGACCCUAAUAACUCUCAAUGAUGUUCGGAGAAUUAAACACACAAAGUUGGUCAGUAGCUAGGGUUUUUAAUUAAAUUCCCAUAUAUAUUACAUGAUUGAGUGCCUUGGGAUUUAUUUCCUUUUUUCACCUUGAGAAAAAUGAAUACAUGCAAUCUGUGCCAUUGUUAGUAUUGUUUGUCCAUUUUGAUUUCUGGUUUUUAUGAAGUCUGAGUUUGUAAUUUAUGUUUGAUGUCCGAAGGGGACACCACAGAGAGCAGUAAUGAGAGAAAAUAGAGUUGUUUUUGUAUAGGAGGAUAUUUGUUUUGUGUUAGAUUAUUACAGGUGUUUAAAUAAAUUUAUCUAA
This is a messenger RNA of Hibiscus syriacus, 2043 nucleotides long. Its product is annotated as transcription factor TCP8-like. Gene Ontology annotation, cellular component: nucleus. The coding region runs from base 126 to 1721 and encodes 531 amino acids. Gene Ontology annotation, molecular function: DNA-binding transcription factor activity; sequence-specific DNA binding. Lineage: Eukaryota; Viridiplantae; Streptophyta; Magnoliopsida; Malvales; Malvaceae. The record is from RefSeq and is a predicted model, not a curated record. The transcript has a single exon.